This is a messenger RNA of Patiria miniata (bat star), 4856 nucleotides long. RefSeq names its product ankyrin repeat and SOCS box protein 3-like. Bases 259 to 1884 code for a protein of 541 amino acids. Gene Ontology annotation, biological process: intracellular signal transduction. Gene Ontology annotation, molecular function: protein binding. The transcript has 7 exons. NCBI's taxonomy places the organism in Eukaryota, Metazoa, Echinodermata, Asteroidea, Valvatida, Asterinidae. The record is from RefSeq and is a predicted model, not a curated record.
UACACUGUAGUAUUGCAUGCACUAGUAGUAGUAGUGGUGCAGAGAGUUUGUGAAAUCGGGUGCGGGCGGGAAAGACGACCUGCACUUUCCUUUCUACCACUGACCUGCAUCGCCCUGUAUGUUGUUGCUUCUGUCCUGAUGAGCUGAGUGAGCGCGGAUGCAGUGUAAAUGCCAUGCCCAGGCAGCACCAAGGAACAAAAAAGGUUUUGUGCUCUUGAUGUCUGUGUGUAGGAUGUUGAGCACUGUAUCCAGUUGAAAAUGGAUUUCACAGAGGCCUAUUCUGAUCGUUGCUCGACCGUAGGUGCAGCCGUCCAUACAGGAAAUGUUAAUGUUCUGAGAGAGCUGAUUGGUAGAGGGGCUAGUGUCAACAUUCAUGAUAAUCGGGGAUGGACCCCACUUCAUGAAGCUGCAAAUGCUAAAAAGUAUGAAUGUCUGAGAAUACUCCUGACUAAACUAACAAAAGAAGAUGUGAAUGCACGUACCUGGGAGGGCGAGACCGCUGUCUUUUUAGCAGCAAGGGCCGGUUGCUUAGAAACUUUGAUGCUGCUUAUUAAAGAUGGUGCUGAUCCAAACAUUUCCAACCAUGAAGGAGGAUCCCCGAUUUUACAAGCUGUUUCAGGCAACCACAAAGACUGUGUUGCCUUUCUCCUUAAGAAAGGGGCAGACGUUCAAAGCCAUCUAUAUGGGGGUUGGUCCCUGCUCCAUGAAGCUGCCUGCUGUGGCUUCUCCGAUAUCCUGCAGCUUCUCCUCAAAGCUGGAGCCACCAUUGCUGUAAAGGAUGACUUUGGAAUCAUGCCUGUGUUUACAGCUGCUCAGUAUGGCAAACUCGACUGCUUGCGUCUCCUCAUAGAAAAUGGGGCUGACCCAAAUGCAAGGGCAGAGGAUGACGCUACGCCACUCUAUCUAGCAGCACAGGAGGGAUAUCCACAUUGUGUAGAGUACCUACUGAACCAUGGCGCCAAGGUAGAUAUACCUACAAAGACUGCUGAAGGAUUCCGGCCUAUACAUGUUGCAGCUUAUAGAGGACACAUAGAGUGUUUGAAGUUGCUGCUUCCACCAAGCUUCUCAGUGCUUGAACAAGGCAAGUUUCCAGGGGAGUGGGAAGGGUUACUCACUCCUCUGCAGCUGGCUGCAAAGGGAGGCCAUAACCAGGUCAUAAGGAUCCUGUUGGAAGCAGGAUGUGACCCUGACUGUGGUGUCAGAAACCCCUCAGCAGAAACUAAAGAGACACUACUGCAGAUGGCCCAGAUGUUGGAAAUCGACCCUCCACCAUUUCACUGUGCAACUCUGAGUGGGCACUACAGCACAGCUGAACUUCUGUUGGAUUCUGGAGCAUGUAUUUGCCUAUCUUCCAGCAGCUUCUGCUUGCUGACAAUGUUCAGAGAUGACUCAAAGGCUCUUGAAAUGCUCCUUGACCAUGGCGGACAGGUUGAUUGCAAGCAUAUCAUCUCAGAUCUGUUUCGUAAGCUUUUUCCAUUGCAUAUCCUUGGCAUACUGAUUAACAGAGGACUGCGGCUUUGUUUCAACUGUCGAGCACAACACAGCUUGUGUCCUAACAUCAACUCUGCCGUGUCUGGACUACGUGACUCUACAGUGAUUAAAUUGAUAAAACUAAUUUUCCACUAUGUUGAUAGACUGAGCCUGUGUGAACACAGCACCAAGCACCUUCAAGAGUUAGGCUGCUACUACAAAGUCAUCUCAUUGACUAGCAAUCCUCACUCACUUCUGCAUCUGUGUCGUGUGGCAAUCACGGAGCACAUGGGAACAACGUGUGCACCAAAGAUCAUUCCGAACAUAGACUUUCUGCCAGUCCUUAUCAAGGAUUUUCUCCUGUAUAGGGAAAUUCUACCUGGGACUGAUUGCACAGUGCUGCUUAACAGUUAGCAAAAAGGUUGUGCUAAAAUAUAGCAGAAAAUUAAGCAAACCUGAAGCACUAUUUGAUGGCUAAAUGUGCUAACAGUUGUAUAUGCACAUAGAGAUUUCUAUUGUUAAUGUCAGAAAGAAGAAAACUAUGAUGAGAAAAACAAUUAAAAUAAUAAUACAAGUCAGGAAAGAUAGAGGUAGGAAGCGAUAUAGAAAUUGAAAAAAGCAACGUAUUGAAAUUGGGCCCUGCUCUAUGAAACUCAAUCAGAAUGAAAAAGUUGCAUGCUUAGUUCAAGUUUCAUUGUGAUGAUCUGCAAGUGCAUUUAGAGGCAGUAAAAGACAGUCCUUGAGAGUAAUUUUGAGUUUAUUUCUUUACAGCAUUAAAAAAAAACUAGAUUUAUGUUUGUGGAUAAACGCAUGGCUGUUUUAGCAUUUUGUUGUUUGUUUAUGUCAUGGUAUACCAUUGCAAUAAUACUAUGUGCUACCAGUCUAUAGACUGGUAGCACAUAGAAGUAUUGCGAUGUUCCCUCAGUUCUCCGGUUCCACCCAGUUCCAGUAUGAGAACCAGAACCGCGAUUCUAAUCUUCUCAAGAACCAGGAACCCGCUGUACUCGGUUCCGGCUCCAAAAGAAUCGGUUCCUGAGUGAAUUACCCAUUCUCUGUGCACAAAGCCCAGAAUUGGCUCCAUAGGAACUCAAUAGCGUGAAGACCAAUGUCCGGGGGGCGGGGGGGGGGGCAUUUCACUUGGGCUUGUCAAAACAGUGGCAGGGAAAACCAAACAGACUCACACACUUUAUGCAGAGAGUCGGAGACAAACUGAUCAGCUGAGCUAUUUGCGGCCACGCACGAGGCAUAGAGCAUUGAACCCAAUACUGGCCCUGAACCAUGCAUAUUCAACAUUUUAAAUGAGACACUAACUCGAGGGGCGUGGCCAGACAGAUCUGGGCUACUUGAACCUGACUCCGAGGGCUGGAAUCAGCUCCGACAGACCUUGGUACAGGUACAAAAUUCUUGGCUCUGAAUGAGUCAUGGAAAUUAAUGUAAUUACAGAACAGGACAUCAAUUAAAUGGAAUUACAUUUAUUGAACUUGAAACUGAAUAACAGAUAAGGUUCACAUUGUCACUCUCCUGCUGAUCAACCUUCCACUGUAUUUCUUGAUACUUGAGGUAGCGGUAGCUCCAAAGAAAAAAUCAAGGGGGGAUAAUAAUUGUGUAAAGAUGCCAGAUCAAGGCUCUGCAUGGCGGAACAUGCAAAGAGCAAAUACCAGAACAAAUGUUGGCUGAAGAGAGAAACUUGUAACCUUUCGGAUUUUGUGGGAGACAAAAACUUAUCCAAAUGGACAUUUUUUUAUUCACCCAUGCAUGGUCGGCAGUUGUUGCGGUAAAUAAAAUCGUAGGCAAGGAACGGAAAAUAAGCAAUAAUUACCAAGUUUGCUUUAUAACACAAUCUCCAUAGUUUCACUGGAAAAAGACACACAUUUGAAACCAAAUACUUGGUGAAAUAUCAUGUACUGCAUGUCGAAAUCUAGGGAGCAAGGACCUCACAAGUUCACGCCUGUUACUUUACAUGUAAUUUCAAGCGCUUAUGUUUUUCAUUGAAUUUUCCAGGAGCUGGUUCAGACUCAAAACUUUUUUCUUUUUUUUGAGAGAGCCAGAGCCAGUUCCAGAAACUCUGAAACUGCCCAACACUAGGGCAUAGAUGCAGUAUUAGGGCCAUUAGUUCCAUAUGUACAGGCUUUUAAAAAUGCACCAUUAAUGUGACAUUUCAUGUGAUGACAUCGCCAUGAAAUAACUUCAAUUUUCAUCUAUAACACAUCCUGGCCUAGGUACAUACCAAGAUACGUCCAAAUCGGAGCUGUAGAUCUGCAGAUAUAGGCCUAAAUAUCUGCAAAUCAUGCUGUUCAAAUCUGAUGAUCAUCAACACUUUAUUACAGAAUAGAGUACAAAUACCCCUAAGCCAGCUGGCUCUGACUGAAUUGUUUGCACAGGCGAAUAUUAUUACCAUUAUAAUUGUCAUUAAUUUUUUUGGGUGUCAGAGCAUGGCCAGGUUUUCACAUUAUUUUUAAUGUAUUUUUAUGGGAAAAAAAUCAAGUCAGAGCUGGGGGGGGGGGGGGUGUUGAACCCCCAAACCCCCCUCUGGAUCCAUGUCUGCAUCAAUAACACAUCCAGGUCUAGGUACAUACCAACUUUAAACCCAAUCGGAUUUGUCAUUCUGUAGAUAUAGGCCUUCGAAAUAUGUACCUUUAAUAAGAUGUCACAUGACACACAUCUGCAGAUGCUAGUGUAAGUGUGUGCCAAGUAUAGAGGCAAUCAGAUGGAUUUUAGUGCCCAAAGUGCCAUGCACGAUAAAAAGGUGUACUAAUGCUAUGGAAAAUGGCGGGGGGGGGGGGGGUGAAAAUUGUAACAAAAACAAAGGCUGUUUCGGCAAAUGCCUCUUAUAAACACAAAUGCACCUUGCGCUUUAACAAUAUUGUGAACCUCUUGAAAUGGGAAAUUGGCCGUCAAAAACAAUUGUGCUCCUCUCUCAGUAACUUAUCGUGAAGGAAAACUGCCCCUCGAAAGCACAAUUGGUGCCCCGCUCGCAAUAUUAAAACUGCACCCCUCUCAAGAUGGAAAAUUGGCCUUUAAAACAAUAAUAGUGCUCCUCAUGCGAAUAAAAUGGUCACUGAACUGGCCAUCAAAAGCAACAGUGCCCCUCUCACAAUAAAAAAAAAUGGUCCAUCUGCAUAUGUAGGUCUUUCUAGUCAAAUUCAAGGGCGGACCCAGAGAGGUUACUGCCGGGGGUGUGCCGGAGGCUGAAGGGCUCUCUCAAGUGAAAAAUUACCUUAUUUGAGAAUAAUACGGCUACAUUGAGACUAUUUAAGGAAUAGGCCUACACUGUAUUUUUUUUUACGCAAACAUUUUUUUAAAGUGUACAUCAAUGUUGUUUGUAGAAAAUGUUGUUUCAGGUAACGUGUUCCUUGCAUUGUGAAAUAAAGUAGCUUCACACCAAC